AUGCCGGAUGACUAUCCCCAAGUGAAAGGAUCGGAGGUAUGGAGACGAAAGUUCCGCACAAGAUUUAGAAAUCUUGAUUCCGAUGGUGACGGUUUUGUGUCGGCAAAUGAUUACGUCAUGGGCGCCCUGCUUGUGGCCGAACGCAUUGGAUUAGGUGCAAAACGCACAAAUGCCUUGCUAGAGAGCAGACUUCACGUAUGGAAGAACAUCUCCACCAAUGGAACGGGCGUGGACACAGUCACCGAGGAGGAAUUCAUCAACAACGUCCUGGCAAGCGUCAACUCGUCCAUCCGCCAUUACAUACCCACCCACGGCAGCCUGUUCGUUCUGCCAAAGAGGGGGUUCAAAAAGAGAGAAUUUCAGUUGAAUAAGAUGCCAGAUGACUAUCCCCAAGUGAAAGGAUCGGAGAUGCCAGAUGACUAUCCCCAAGUGAAAGGAUCGGAGGUAUGGAGACGAAAGUUCCGCACAAGAUUUAGAAAUCUUGAUUCCGAUGGUGACGGUUUUGUGACGGCAAAUGAUUACGUCAUGGGUGCCCUGCUUGUGGCCGAGCGCAUUGGAUUGGGUGCAAAACGCACAAAUGCCUUGCUAGAGAGCAGACUUCACGUAUGGAAGAACAUCUCCACCAAUGGAACGGGCGUGGACACAGUCACCGAGGAGGAAUUCAUCAACAACGUCCUGGCAAGCGUCAACUCGUCCAUCCGCCAUUACAUACCCACCCACGGCAGCCGUGAGUUCGAUACCAUCGACCAAGAUGGCGUCGGGUUUGUCUCUCCUAAGGAUCAUGAGCAAUUCUUUUAUGGAAACGCCAUUCCCGUUCAUUUUUCUCCGGAAAUUUUCAAAGUUCUCGAUGCCAACGGAGAUGGGAGAUUGAACAGAGAGGAGUUCGUUCAAGGAUGGGUGGAUUUUCUUUUGGGUGAAGAUCCUGAAAGCCCGUAUCAUUGUUUUCUUGGUCCAUUGGUUGACUGA
Messenger RNA from Lingula anatina, 966 nucleotides. RefSeq names its product sarcoplasmic calcium-binding protein-like. NCBI's taxonomy places the organism in Eukaryota, Metazoa, Brachiopoda, Lingulata, Lingulida, Lingulidae. The record is from RefSeq and is a predicted model, not a curated record. Gene Ontology annotation, molecular function: calcium ion binding.